Messenger RNA from Symbiodinium pilosum, 1395 nucleotides. NCBI's taxonomy places the organism in Eukaryota, Dinophyceae, Suessiales, Symbiodiniaceae. The record is from the annotation of a GenBank genome assembly.
AUGUGGCUUGCUGCCCAACACCGUUGGCCCCACUCCUCUCAGGACGGCUCCGAAACCUUCGAGCCCAGUGACAGUUGCCCUGAUUCACCUCUCCGGCCCAUUGGUCUCAACUACGACUUCAUAGAGGUGUUUGGAGGCUCAGGCCGUGUUUCCGACGCAAUGCGUGACCUUGGCUUCGUGUGCGGCCCUGUCCUGGAAGCCCAGAGUACUCCGCCGCUGGAGACCCGGAGAUUGCGAAGCCUGAUGAUUGGGCCUUUUACCCUUUACACUUGGCGAGCGUCAUGUGCCUACGGAUGCAAGCGUAAGAAGGAGUUCGCCUUCCUCUCAUGCCAUGUGCCCUCCACAGAGCGCGCCGUGCUUGCCCAGGAGGCCAUGUUCACGAUUGCUCUUCACAGCUCGCCUCCCGAGGAGGACUCCUUUACCCCUGGGUUUGAGAACUUGCUUGUCAAUGACUUUCUCUGCGGAGCUUCCUGGCAAGUCCUGCUUGACUGGCGUUGGAAGAAGCAAAGCCAUAUCAACCGCCUUGAGUCUGAGCGCUGCAACGCCUUGUGCAAGCGCUUGCUCUUGAGAGGGGGUGACCUGCGUUUCCCGAUCAUCCCCGACUCCGCUGUCACUCUCGGAGCACAUCGCAAGGGCCGCAGCUCUGCCAGGUUCCUUCGAUCCUCCCUGCGUGUGCGCGGGCGGCUACGACCCUUGGCUUUCCUGGAGAGGGGCAUCCCUUUCCCUCCUUUACACUUCUGUUCCUCAUCCUGCAUUCAGCACGUGCCGUGCUGUUUCCCCGUAAUCGGGCUGAUCAUUCCCGUCUUGCUCAUCGUGCCGCUCCUCUCCCUGCCGGUCGUCCUGUCCAGACUGACGCCUUUUUUGGUGGAGCCCUUCGUCGAGCUCCUUGUGCAGUAUGGUCAUGAUUUGUAUGGCUCAGGCAGACCAUACUAUCAUUUUUCGGAGACGAUAAACGCUGUCACGGCUCGGAAGCCAAUACUUCGCCGUCAGGUCCAAGCCGCGUGGGACGUAGCGUUCACUUGGCUGGCUGAGGAACCGUCCACCCAUCAUGUGGCGAUGCCUCCUUCGGUCCUUCUUGCUCUUCUUUCUGCCUGCUUGGCUUGGGGAUGGGUUCGAGAGGCUGGGAUCUUCGCGCUUUGCUGGGGUGCGCUUCUUCGUGUGAGCGAGGCGACUAAAGCUACGCGUGGUCACCUGGUUUUUCCUGCUGAUGCGCUUUGGAUGCAGCCUUUUGUAUUGGUUAAGAUUGACGAGCCCAAGACAAGGGGCAGAGCAGCGAAGCACCAGGCGGCGAAGCUGGAGCCUUCUGAUCUGGUCAGCAUUGUUUCUUUGGCUUUCGAGAGCUUUCCGAAGGCCUCACUCGGAAACGCUGAGGAAACGUUUCGACACAGUUCUUGA